This is a messenger RNA of Sodiomyces alkalinus F11, 920 nucleotides long. RefSeq lists its product as hypothetical. The transcript has a single exon. The record is from RefSeq and is a predicted model, not a curated record. The coding region runs from base 385 to 771 and encodes 128 amino acids. NCBI's taxonomy places the organism in Eukaryota, Fungi, Ascomycota, Sordariomycetes, Glomerellales, Plectosphaerellaceae.
CACAUGUCGGUACCUUAGGUAGACUUGAAAGGGCGCAAGUCAGGGUCCGGUAUCUCGUCAGUUCAUACUGUCGGAGGGGUUGUUUUGUUGCUGCAUGGCGAAUGAUCAAUUCCAGGGCCGGGAUGCCCUACGAAGUACACUACAUUCCAACUCCUGGCCCCCCCCCCCAUUUCGCUCUUAUGUCGAAUUAGCUUUCUGACGGCCGACACUCCGUCGCAAGCUUAGUCUAAGCAGAACCAGAGAUCAACUACCACUCGGCCGGAUCCGAGCAUCACCAUCACCUCGACCCCAGGCCCGGAGAUCAUUGCCCUCUUCAUCCAUCCCGAUCAUCAUAGGGAAAACCUCCUCCUGGAAAUGCGGCCGACAGCUCUCCCGUGGCGUAAAAUGCCCUUCCUUCUUCACGCAACCGUCGAAACCGCCGCCGCCAUCUCCUUUAUUUCCCACCCGGACUCGCAGCUACCGAGGCCCGUCUCAUCUUCCCCCGCCGCCCGCCUCAUCCUGGAAUCCCUGGGCGGCCUCUUGCUCUCGACCAACCUCAUCUGCCUCAUCUUCCUUGUGCGCCCUGUCUUCGAUGAAACGAGCCGGCUCGUGGCCGCUUCGUUGGCUUUCUGGCACGUCUGGGCUUGUCGUCGCGCUUGGGUACGGCUGACGACCGACAAGGUGGCCGAGUCGGGCACUACUCCCGCGCGCACAUUCGGGGGACCGGCUGUGCAUCUAGGGGUGCAUGUUGUUUUGUUGGGUUCGUUGCUGAGUGCUGCUGUCGUGAGCUAGGGAAAGGGGAGAGGAGGCGUAGUCGAGCACCAAUGGACCAAUGCGAAAUCGAGCGUCGAGUUGGAAGUUGGUCAAGAGGCAGCAAGCUCAUGUCACCAUCAUGAUCUCUAUUUUCCUUGAAAUCAAAUGCCCCAAACAAGAUUAUCUGG